AUGAACACUUGUGUCAAGAUUGUGGCGAGUGGCGUGUCGUUCAAGCAAGCUGCGUCAUUGUAUCAAGAAAUGAUGGACGAUAUCUGGGCCAUGGAGGGCGGACAGUGUUCGGAGAGACGAGUGAUGAACCUUUGUCGAGUUAUGUGUGCAAUGAAUUUAGAGAGACUGAAGGAUCUGUUCAAGAGUGGAGACGUAUGGGCCUUUGCUGUGGCGCUGGAAGUCUGUAAUUGUGCUGGGUCUCCAUUUAUUGAUGUACGCGUUCGAUUCGAGCACGAUGGGGAGAUUCACAGCGUGCAUUUAAUCGGAAUUGUAGUGCUGGAUGACGAUAUGACAGACAGGAGUGUGGAUUUAGUAGAGAAAUAUCUGAACAUCAUAGCGCCGCUUUGGAGGACGAAGCUGAUUGGAGUCAGCCUGUCAAACGAAACUGGAAGCACAGCGCGUGGCUGUACGCAGGGAAUUUUAAACAAAUUGGCUGCAGAGUGUGACUUCCCCAUCUAUGGUGACUACUGCCUUGCGAACAAACUCAAUCAACUGCUUCGUGAGGCUUGCAGGAUCAUUUUCACAGUAGAUUUUACGAAUACCUUGACUGCACUGGUCAGCCGUGUACGAAGCGUGAAGAAACGAAACUCGGACGCACUAAACUGCCUGAAAAUGGUAGAAGGGUCAUGGGAAUCCGCUGUAAAAGUUCUGCAGUGGCUUGUGGCAAAUCAGACCAGGGUGUCUGAGUUUAUUCAGGAAUUUCAAUACGUCGGCGUCCCACCGCCAGCGUGGUGGGUGAUUGCACGUGUGGUUACCAACGUAGCAAAUCGGGUCAAUGGCGUCCUGCUACAACUGAGAGGCAGUACGUAUGAUCGCCAACUUGUCGUCGAUCUGAUGAAUCAUCUCUCCAUGAUGACUAGGGCGGUGGGUCCGUUCAUCUCGUCCGAAUUCCUAUCGAUUUCGUGCGAGGAUAUCGUGAUCGGCUCGUUCUUGCUGAACCCGGUGGCGACGGCUACAUUUCUCAAAUCGCAAGGAAACUUCGCGAGCAACGCAGUGGAUUCGCUGCAGCCUGACACUUACCAGGCUUUGGUGAACGUCACGAGCACGUUUGUCCUCACUGUGCUGUCAAAACUGAGCCAGAUCAUCUCGGAAAGUAACAGUGUUCUCCCUGAAGGUAACAGUUCAUCUAUCUACCAAGUGCCAGCUUUCCUUCCGAAUAAACUGUGCAAAGUGAGACAUCAAGACUUCGUAGUCGCUAUGCAGCUACAGCGAGUGCGUCUGGAGAAACGGUUCUCACGCGACGAAAUUGAGAGAAUUGAGGCUCAACAUCGUACUUUACGGAACGCAUAUUUGCUGGACAAACGUGUGAGUGAUGAGCUUAAUCGACUUCCGGAUUGCUGUUCAUUUUCGGAAGGGUGGGGAGAGGGAAUUGUUGCAGGAGUAGAUUGUCGAGUACUCCGUUCUUUUUGCGGAGCUUUGGCGGCCGUGGCUUCGAGCUCAACGCCCAGGGUUGAUGACUCGGAGUUUAUACUGAUCAACUGGUGCAAGACACCGUUCUCGCAUUCGAUCACCGACUUUUGUCUUGAGGCAACACUACACGCUCAGAAUUAUCGCUCUCGGUCUACAUACUGA
This is a messenger RNA of Phytophthora infestans T30-4, 1611 nucleotides long. RefSeq lists its product as uncharacterized. Lineage: Eukaryota; Oomycota; Peronosporomycetes; Peronosporales; Peronosporaceae. The record is from RefSeq and is a predicted model, not a curated record. The transcript has a single exon. Bases 1 to 1611 code for a protein of 536 amino acids.